This is a messenger RNA of Dichotomopilus funicola, 2859 nucleotides long. RefSeq lists its product as uncharacterized. The record is from RefSeq and is a predicted model, not a curated record. NCBI's taxonomy places the organism in Eukaryota, Fungi, Ascomycota, Sordariomycetes, Sordariales, Chaetomiaceae. The transcript is spliced from 2 exons. Gene Ontology annotation, molecular function: zinc ion binding; SNARE binding. Gene Ontology annotation, biological process: endoplasmic reticulum to Golgi vesicle-mediated transport; intracellular protein transport; COPII-coated vesicle cargo loading. Gene Ontology annotation, cellular component: endoplasmic reticulum exit site; COPII vesicle coat. The coding region runs from base 1 to 2859 and encodes 952 amino acids.
AUGUCAGCGCCCCACGAUGGCUACGGCCAGUAUCCGCCCCAGCAGCCCGGCGCCGAGCAGCCCCCCUAUCCCGACCAAGGUUAUGCGAACCCGGCCCCCGACGCUGUGGCCCCGCCCGCGAGCGCAGCCCAUGCAGCGGACCACGGCAAGAAGAAGAAGCGCACAUAUGCUGCCGGCGCCUUUGACGUCGCCACGGGGGGAAAUGCUGCCGUAGGUAGCCAGGCGCAGGGCGGUGGACAAUUUGGAGCUCCUGCCCCGGCGUAUGGUGGUUACCCGCAACAAGAAACCCAGUCUGCGGCCUAUGGUGGUGCCCAGCCGCAGCAACAGCAACAACAGCAGCAGCAGCAACCGUAUGGCAUGCCGCAGCCGUCCGCCCCUGUGGGCGGUUACCAGGCGCCCGAUCCUUACUACACUUCGGCCGGCGCUGCCCCGGCUCAGGGAGGCGUAGCCGGUCUGACUGCCGGCAUGGGGGCCAUGAACAUCGGCCCUGGCGGGCAGCAACAGCCGCAGCAGCUUCCCCCCCAGGCGCGCGCCGGCCCGCUUAACCAGCUCUACCCGACCGAUCUCCUCAGCCAACCUUUUAACGUCUCCGAGCUAGACCUCCCGCCGCCGCCUAUCAUUUUGCCCCCGAACUCCAGCGUUACUCCCUCGCCCGAUGCGAACUGUCAACCAAAAUAUGUGCGAUCUACCGUGAACGCGAUCCCUACGACGCACUCGCUGCUCAAGAAGAGCAAGCUGCCCUUGGCGCUGGUGAUCCAGCCCUACGCGGCGCUCCACGACCUCGACGACCCCGUUCCCGUUAUCCAAGACCAGGUUAUUUCGCGUUGCCGGAGAUGCAGGUCAUACAUCAACCCGUUUGUGACCUUCUUGGACCACGGCCACCGGUGGCGUUGCAACAUGUGCAAUCUCACCAACGACGUGCCCCAGGCCUUUGACUGGGACGCGGCCGCCCAAAAGACAGUGGACCGCUGGCAACGCCACGAACUGAACCACGCUGUCGUCGAGUUUGUCGCGCCCCAGGAGUACAUGGUUCGCCCGCCGCAGCCGCUGGUGUAUCUGUUCCUAUUCGACGUGAGCUACGCUGCCGUCUCGACCGGCCUCCUGGCCACCAGCGCGCGCACCAUCCUCGACAGCCUCAACAGGAUCCCGAAUGCCGACAGGCGCACCCGGCUCGGCUUCAUCGCCGUUGAUUCGAGCUUGCACUACUUCUCAGUACCCAAGGACACGGACGAGAACGGCGAGACGAACAUGCUGGUGAUCAGCGACCUGGAUGAGCCUUUCCUCCCGGUACCCCAGGAUCUGCUCGUCCCCUUGACCGAGAGCCGGAACAGCAUCGAGAACUUCCUUGCCAAGCUUCCUGAGAUGUUUGCUAGCAACCAAAACAAUGGGUCGUGCAUGGGGUCUGCUCUGCGGGCCGGCCAUAAGCUCAUCUCCCCUCUCGGCGGCAAGAUUGUCGUCCUCAGUGCCUCGCUGCCUAAUCUCGGCCACGGAAAGCUCGAGAUGCGCGAAGACAAGAAGUUAUUGGGCACGUCGAAAGAAGGCGGCCUGCUCCAGACCGCAAACAGUUUCUACAAGAGCUUUGCUGUGGAGUGCUCUAAGAAUCAGGUGUCCAUCGACAUGUUCCUUUUCUCCUCGCAGUAUCAGGACGUGGCCUCGCUCAGCAAUUUGCCGAGAUACACAGGCGGGCAGACCUGGUUCUACCCCGGGUGGAAUGCUGGCCGACCCGAGGAUGCCAUCAAGUUCGCGUCCGAGUUUAGCGACUUUUUGUCCUCUGAGGUUGGCCUGGAGGCAGUUCUUCGUGUCCGCGCCACGACCGGUCUGCGCAUGAGCACGUUCUACGGGAACUUUUUCAACAGGAGCUCUGACCUGUGCGCGUUCCCGGCAUUCCCGCGGGACCAGUGCUACGUUGUGGAAGUGGCCAUUGAUGAGAACCUGACCAAGGGCGUCGUCUGCCUGCAGACGGCCGUGCUACACACGACUUGCAACGGCGAACGCCGUAUCCGCGUCAUGACGCUGGCCCUACCGACCACCACGAACAUCGCCGACCUCUAUGCCUCCGCCGACCAGAGCGCCAUCACCACCUAUUACACUCACAAGGCCGUCGAAAAGGCGCUCGGCAGCGGUCUCGACUCGGCUCGGGACUUGUUGCAGAGCAAGGUGACCGAACUGCUGCAGACCUUCCGCAAAGAGCUCGCCGGCGGCAGCAUGGGCGGUGGUCUGCAGUUCCCAGCCAACCUCCGCGGCCUGCCUGCCCUGUUCCUCGGGCUGAUCAAGCACGUCGGCCUGCGCAAAUCUGCGCAGAUCCCAUCCGACCUUCGCUCCGCCGCCCUCUGCCUAUUGUCCACCCUCCCCCUGCCUCUGCUCAUCCAGUACAUCUACCCGCACAUGUACUCACUGCACGACAUGCCCGACAACGCGGGCUACCCAGACCCAGAAACCAGCCAGAUUGUCCUCCCGCCGCCGCUCAACCUGUCAUCCGAGCGGUUUGUCCCCUACGGCCUGUACCUGAUCGACGACGGCCAGACCCAGUUCCUCUGGGUCGGCCGCGACGCCGUGCCGCAGUUGCUCGUGGACGUUUUUGGCGUGUCGGACCGCACCCAGCUGCGCGUCGGCAAGGGCGCAUUACCAGAGCUGGACAACGAUUUCAACGAGCGUGUGCGUGCGGUCGUGCAAAAGAGCCGCGAUCACAAGGCGCGCGGGGUCGGCAGCAUUGUGGUGCCGCAUUUGUACAUUGUACGCGAGGACGGCGAGCCGAGUCUGAAGCUGUGGGCGCAGACGCUGUUGGUGGAGGAUCGGGCGGAUCAGGGGAUGAGCUAUCAGCAGUGGAUGGGGACGCUGCGGGAGAAGGUUAGUUUCUAA